AUGAAACAAUUAUAAAAUCCUUAUUUGUGCCUUAUAGGAAAUUAAAGAAGCUUAAAAACCACUCUAUUAUAAUACUUUACAUACUAUAAAAUAGUUGAUACUUAAUUAAGUGUUUAUUUAGUUUGUUCAGAGGAAAAGUUCCUAGCUAAUACAUCAUUAUUUGGAAAAAUAAUACCUGUUUAUUAAGAAACUUUAUAACAAAUGAAUGUUAAAUUAAUUAAAAGCUAUUAAGAAUAUUUAGCUGUAUUAGGUUCUUUUUCAUAUAUGGAUAAUAAAGAAUAUGAUAUUUUUAUAUUUGAUGACAUUUCUCACUUUGUUGGAACAGAUUAAAAAGAGAAAAAAUUAAAUUUAAUGUUGCAUUUAAUAUCAUAAAUAAAACCAAGAUAGCAAUUAGAUGAUUUUCAGAUCAUUGUAAAUUUAUAGAGUGAUAUUAUUGGUUAAUUGAUUGAUUUAAUAAAUUUAACUCGUUAUCAUAACUUUUUGAUUUGUGAACUUAAAUUAAGUCCAAAGUAAUAAUGCAGUACUUAAAAUUAGAUUAACAAUACAAAUAGUUGAUAUUAUAAAAAUAAUGGAUAAUUAUUAAUUACAAUACAAAACAAUAAUUAUGUCUGAUAUUUCCAGAGCAAUAAAUGAUAGAUUGUGA
Paramecium sonneborni is the source of this 643-nucleotide messenger RNA. Lineage: Eukaryota; Ciliophora; Oligohymenophorea; Peniculida; Parameciidae. The record is from the annotation of a GenBank genome assembly.